AUGGCCCCCUCUACUCUAAUCGACCAUUCUCCCUUUCAGCCAAUACCUGCCGUGAAACUAGCUUCCGCCAGCAAUCUCGUCCUCAUCGACAAUUAUGACUCUUUCACCUGGAACGUCUACCAGUAUCUGGUCUUGGAGGGUGCAACUGUCACGGUCUACCGAAACGAUAAAGUCACACUCGACGAAUUGAUUGCGAAGAAGCCGACACAGCUGGUCAUCAGUCCAGGCCCUGGCCACCCUGACACCGAUGCAGGGAUUAGCAAAGAUGCCAUCCAAUACUUCGCAGGCAAAAUCCCUAUAUUAGGCGUGUGCAUGGGUCAGCAGUGUAUCAUAUCCGUCUUUGGUGGCCAGGUAGAUGUUACAGGAGAGAUUCUGCACGGCAAGACCUCUCCACUGAGGCACGACGGCAAAGGGUGUUAUACAUCGUUGGAACAGGACCUGCCUGUCACCAGAUACCAUUCCCUGGCAGGAACUCAUCUGACCCUACCACCAUCGUUGGAAGUCUCCUCUUGGAUCGCCAAGGGCCCUGAUGGUGGUAGGGGAGUCAUUAUGGGAGUGCGGCACAAGGAAUACGUGAUUGAAGGUGUCCAGUUUCACCCGGAAAGCAUCCUAACUGAGAAUGGAAGACUCAUGUUCAAGAACUUCCUGGUCAUGUCGGGCGGCAAGUGGUCUGAUAACCUGCAUGUUGCCGGUGGCAGGAAACAAGCAUCUGUGGCCACAAAUGGCCAGCCUACAUCUAAGAAGGAAUCGAUUCUUGAUACUAUAUACGCUCAUCGACGGGAAUCUGUGGCAGCCCAAAAGCUGAUCCCUUCGCAGCGGCCUGAAGACCUUCAAGCUGCCUAUGAUAUCGGCCUUGCUCCCCCUCAAAUCUCAUUCCCAAAAAGACUUCGACAAUCGGCGUAUCCCUUGGCCUUGCUGGCGGAAAUCAAGCGAGCGUCACCUUCCAAGGGUAUCAUAUCUCUCAACACCUGUGCUCCAUCUCAGGCUCGAAAGUACGCAACUGCGGGGGCCAGUGUCAUAUCGGUUCUCACGGAGCCUGAAUGGUUCAAGGGAAGCCUCGAAGAUCUCAGAGCCGUUCGGCAGAGUCUGGAUUCUAUGCCAAAUCGACCUGCAGUUCUGCGGAAAGAAUUCAUCUUUGAGGAGUAUCAGAUCCUAGAGGCACGCCUGGCUGGGGCAGAUACGGUACUGCUCAUUGUGAAGAUGCUGGAUGUGGAGACUUUGACCCGCCUUUACCAUUACUCUCGCUCUCUUGGAAUGGAGCCGUUGGUCGAGGUCAACACUGCGGAGGAGAUGAGAAUUGCAGUCGACCUCGGCUCACAGGUCAUCGGUGUGAACAACCGCGAUCUUACAAACUUCGAAGUGGAUCUCGCGACAACCAGUCGAUUACUAGAUCUUGUCCCAGAAUCAACGAUCGUGUGCGCCUUGAGCGGGAUCUCUGGGCCUCAUGAUGUCCAAGCCUAUCGAAAGGACGGCGUGAAGGCCAUUUUAGUCGGCGAAGCUUUGAUGCGAGCAUCAAACACUGUUGACUUUAUCACUAAGCUUGUAGGAGAUGAUAACGUCAAACCAAAGAAAACGUCACAGCCUCAGUUGUUGGUCAAAAUCUGCGGCACAAGAACGGCAGAAGCUGCGAGAACGGCCAUUGAAGCUGGGGCGGACUUGGUGGGAAUCAUCCUCGUUCCUGGUCGAAAUCGGUUCGUUUCGGACGACGUUGCUCUGCAAAUAGCUGAAGUGGUCAGAUCGACGCCCAAACCUGCGAAAAAGAAGAUGUCGGGACCGCCCGACGUUGGCACGUCAAACUUUUUCGAGCAUUCGUCAAGGCUGCUAGUCCGGCCAGAUCGUGCACAGCUGGUCGGUGUUUUUCUUGAUGCUCCUCUCGAAUUCAUCAUUGAACAAAUCUACAAGCUCGGCCUCGAUGUUGUUCAACUUCACGGUUCUGAACCUAUCGAGUACGCCCGCAAUAUCCCAGUCCCCGUGUUGCGCAGAUUCUCUCCCUUGGAGCCAGGUAUUUCAAGCCGAGCAUUUCAUGCUUUGCCCCUCUUGGAUUCCGGUGCUGGAGGUGCAGGCCAACAAUUAAAUCUGGAUGAAGUAAAAUCGCUAUUUACUAGGGAUUCCGGUCUGAAGGUGAUAUUGGCAGGUGGUCUCGCACCAGACAACAUCAACGCAGUCCUGGAUGCUUUAGGUCCCUAUAAAAGCAACAUUGCUGGAGUCGAUGUUAGCAGCGGAGUCGAAUCAGACGGAAAGCAAGAUUUGUCCAAAAUAUCGGCGUUUGUCAAGGCCGUGAAGGGUUGA
Molecule: messenger RNA, 2289 nt
Organism: Capronia epimyces CBS 606.96
Lineage: Eukaryota; Fungi; Ascomycota; Eurotiomycetes; Chaetothyriales; Herpotrichiellaceae
Product: anthranilate synthase component 2
Exons: 1
Coding region: 1-2289 (762 amino acids)
Biological process (GO): L-tryptophan biosynthetic process
Cellular component (GO): cytosol
Molecular function (GO): indole-3-glycerol-phosphate synthase activity; anthranilate synthase activity; phosphoribosylanthranilate isomerase activity
Source: RefSeq, a predicted model, not a curated record